This is a messenger RNA of Erythranthe guttata (spotted monkey flower), 1277 nucleotides long. RefSeq names its product phenylacetaldehyde reductase. Lineage: Eukaryota; Viridiplantae; Streptophyta; Magnoliopsida; Lamiales; Phrymaceae. The record is from RefSeq and is a predicted model, not a curated record. Gene Ontology annotation, molecular function: oxidoreductase activity, acting on the CH-OH group of donors, NAD or NADP as acceptor.
CACACUACACGCAGCAACAAAGAUACAGAGGAAAAGGAUACAGAUCAAAAAAAGCAGAAUCAUCUGUUGCAAUGAAGACUGUUUGCGUAACUGGAGCGUCGGGAUACAUAGCAUCUUGGCUGGUCAAAUUCCUUCUCCAGAGAGGCUACGCCGUCAAAGCAUCUGUUCGUGAUCCCCAUGAUCCGAAGAAGACGCAGCACUUACUUGCGCUCGAUGGAGCCAAGGAGAGACUUCAGUUGAUAAAAGCAAAUCUACUUGAAGAGGGGUCCUUUGAUUCGGUAGUUGAUGGCUGUGACGGUGUUUUUCAUACUGCAUCUCCUUUUUACCAUGGAGUCACAGAUCCACAGACAGAGUUGAUCGAUCCUGCACUAAAGGGGACUCUGAAUGUUCUUGGUUCAUGUGCGAAAACACCAUCUAUCAAACGGGUUGUCUUAACAUCUUCUGUAGCUGCAGUUGCAUACAAUAGUAAACCUCGAACACCUGAAGUGGUUGUUGACGAGACUUGGUGGUCGGACCCUGAGAUUUGCAGAGAAAUGCAGCAAUGGUAUGUGCUUUCAAAAACAUUGGCCGAAGAAGCAGCGUGGAAGUUUGUGAAAGAGAAAGGCAUUGACAUGGUCACCAUAAACCCAGCAAUGGUGAUUGGUCCGUUGCUUCAGCCAACACUUAACACAAGUUCCGCUGCAAUUUUGGGCUUGAUAAACGAUGCAGAGACAUAUCCAAAUUCUACAUUUGGAUGGAUAAACGUCAAAGAUGUUGCAAACGCACAUAUUCUGGCAUUUGAGAAUACUUCUGCCAGUGGAAGAUAUUGUUUGGUAGAGAGUGUUGCACACUACUCGGAAAUUGUGAACGUACUGCGUGAACUGUACCCUACUUAUCAACUUCCUGAAAAGUGUGCCGAUGACAAGCCAUUUGUGCCAAAGUAUCAGGUCUCGAAAGAAAAGGCAAAAUCUCUAGGCGUCGAAUUCACUACACUUAAAGAAGGAAUCAAGGAAACUGUUGAAAGCUUGAAAGAGAAGAACUUAUUCAAACCCAAGUCGGCUAUUUAAACUUCUACGUCUUCUGUUAAAGGCUAUUAUUAUUAUUAAUAUUAUUCUAUGUUCGUUAUUACCGCUUGUUAAGCAUCCCCUAUAUUGUUCACUUUGUGCAACAUAAAACCCCUCUAAACAAUCCUUUUUAUGACUGUCUGAAAUAAUAAAUUUAUCACUGUAUGGAAUGAUAAAUCUUUGUGGUGCCUUGGAAUUUGCAGUUUUGGUUUGUAAAUGAACUUGUACCAAAAG